Messenger RNA from Podospora anserina S mat+, 726 nucleotides. RefSeq lists its product as uncharacterized. The coding region runs from base 1 to 726 and encodes 241 amino acids. Gene Ontology annotation, biological process: biosynthetic process; amino acid metabolic process. The record is from RefSeq and is a predicted model, not a curated record. Lineage: Eukaryota; Fungi; Ascomycota; Sordariomycetes; Sordariales; Podosporaceae. Gene Ontology annotation, molecular function: transaminase activity; pyridoxal phosphate binding. The transcript is spliced from 2 exons.
AUGCACAACCAAAUCGUCAAAUUCAUCAAGCAAAACACUCAAGUCGACCCAAUCAGCCAACUCACCUACGGCAACGGCCCCCGAGGCUCCCCCCGUCUCCAGCGUGCCCUAGCCAGCUUUCUGAACAGAAAGUUCUCACCCCUUGAGCCGGCAAAGAGUGAUGACAUCAUCGUCAUGGCCGGCGUGACGCCCGUGAUAGAUGCUCUGACAUGGGCGCUGUGCAACGAGGGGGAGGGAAUCAUCAUCCCCCAGCCCCCGCACAACCCGCUCGGGAGAUGUUAUCCUCCAGAGACGAUCAGGGCCAUCGCUGGUUUUUGUCAAGCUCAUAACCUCCACCUCAUCAGCGAUGAGAUUUACGCUCAGUCUAUUUACAACAACCCAGACGCCACAGACGUAGUGCCGUUUACAUCUGCCCUCGCGCUGGAUCUCCCUAUUGACACUCAAAAACUCCACGUUGCGUACGGCGCAAGCAAAGACUUUUGCGCCAACGGUCUCAGAUUAGGGAUGCUGCACACCCGGAACAGGGGACUGAUGGGCGCGAUGGCGAGCAAUGCCAUGCUUGGCUGGCCGCCGUACUUGGUGCAGGACAUUUGGGCCGCCAUGCUGGAGGACACCGAUUACACUGACGAGUUCCUGGGGAAGAACCGGGAGCUGCUGGGGGAGUCAUACAAGGUUGUGACUGAUUUUUUGAAGGAGCAAGGGGUGGGAUAUUAUGGGAAUUCGUAA